AAAAGCAUACUUUGUGAAGGAAUUCACCUUUAAAGGGCUGUCUGCCCAAGUGCUCUUCUGGAAUAGCUCUUGCAAAAUAAUGCAGUUUUCAAAAGCUGUGCCAGCUGCUUCCUCUGUAUAGACAAAGCCUUGGGCUCCCAGGAUUGGACUUUUGGUACUCAUAGAAAUUGCUCGAUGUUUCGAAUGGGGACCCUGCGAGCGAGCACUCCUGUGGUGUGCUGAUGAUGGCACAGGGCCCUGGGUUUUGUUGCUUGGUUUCCUGACUUGGCUAAGAAAUGGCUUGGAAAAGGUGCCCUUAACCUCCCACAGGCAGAGGGUGGGGAAGUUUUCACAAGCCCCUUGGAACAGGCUGAGAUGCUGCUCCAGUCCCGUCUGCUAUUCCAAGCCCACACAAGGGGCAGCCAGGAACUCCUGCUCGCGGGAGAUGCGAUGUCUCCUUGACAUGCAGUCCCGUACCAACUGUGCCACCAGAGGCGAGCUAAAACGGGUGAUUGCUUUCCAAAUACUGUCUCCAAGAAGCCUGCAGAUGUCUCACAGAAGCGUUCAUAUCCUAAAAAGCACCUUUUCCAUCCUUUUAAAAUGGCAGAUUAAGUCAUGUGUAUGACUCAGGCUCAUUUUCUUGUCCUGUGACUCCAGGCAAGUCACUUCUUUUCCAGCUCCCUGACAGGUUUUGGCCAUCCAAUCCAAAACCGCCAUGUGUGCCUCGUUGAGGAAGAUGCGUGAGCGGCACCGAGGAAAAACAAAAGGCAGGGCUGCGUUGAACUAAAUGCCUUCCAAACCAACGCGGUUUGAAUUAAUGCUGCCUUUCCCAGCUGUAGAGUGAGGGCGAUGCGAUAUUCCCGGCAGACAGCGAUUACAAUAGCUGAUAAACCAUGAACGAUGCACUGAUUGAAGACAGACUCGGGCGUCUUCCAGCGCGGGGCGGGUGAGGGAAGGGCCCGCCCGCCCUCAUGGCGCCCCCAGGGCCCCGCCCCGGCCGCCGGCGGGAAGGCGGCGGGGCCGGGCCCUCAGGAGGAGCGAGGCGGGCCGCCGUGGCGGGCUCGGAGCCUUCGCCCCGGGUAGUGAUGACUGGAAUCCUUCAGGUGUGCCAACACGCACCAGCAGCAGGACAACAAUUCACUAAGCAGGAGGAUUUUUUUCGUACUUAAAGCUUUUAAUAGGUGAUCAAUACUUUAUUGCGUGCUCUUUCACGAUGAAGGCCAUGGAGGAUCAAGUAGUCCAAGAAGACCCAGGGUACCAGGAUGAUGAGGAAUCCUUUUUUCAGGAUAUUGACCUGCUGCAGAAGCAUGGAAUUAACGUAGCAGAUAUUAAAAAGCUGAAGGCAGUUGGGAUUUGCACAAUCAAAGGAAUCCAGAUGACCACGAGAAGGGCAUUGUGCAACGUGAAGGGGCUCUCAGAGGCCAAAGUGGACAAGAUUAAAGAAGCUGCAAACAAGCUUGUUGAACCAGGCUUCCUCACUGCCUUUGAGUACAGUGAAAAACGGAAGAUGGUAUUUCAUAUUUCCACCGGCAGCCAGGAAUUUGAUAAACUUCUGGGUGGUGGGAUUGAAAGCAUGGCAAUCACUGAGGCCUUUGGAGAGUUCCGGACAGGCAAAACCCAGCUAUCUCACACUCUUUGUGUGACAGCUCAGCUCCCAGGACCAAAUGGCUACACAGGUGGAAAGAUUAUCUUCAUUGAUACUGAAAACACUUUCCGACCAGACCGCCUGCGUGACAUUGCUGAUCGCUUCAAUGUUGACCACGAGGCAGUGCUUGACAACGUGCUCUAUGCACGUGCAUAUACCAGUGAGCAUCAGAUGGAAUUGCUUGACUAUGUAGCAGCCAAGUUCCAUGAGGAAGCUGGUAUCUUCAAGUUAUUGAUCAUUGACUCCAUAAUGGCGCUUUUCCGUGUGGAUUUUAGUGGUCGUGGAGAGUUGGCCGAACGUCAACAGAAGCUAGCUCAGAUGUUGUCGAGGCUCCAAAAAAUAUCAGAAGAAUAUAAUGUGGCUGUGUUUGUGACCAACCAGAUGACUGCUGACCCAGGAGCAACUAUGACCUUUCAGGCAGACCCAAAAAAGCCCAUCGGGGGCCACAUCCUUGCUCAUGCUUCAACUACUAGGAUCAGUUUGAGGAAAGGGAGAGGGGAACUGCGUAUUGCAAAGAUCUACGACAGUCCUGAGAUGCCUGAAAACGAAGCCACAUUUGCAAUAACUGCCGGAGGGAUUGGGGAUGCCAAAGAAUAGGUAAAAAAAAAGCUGUAAAUGUACAGCUAAAAACCAGCUGAGCAGUUGAGAUGAAGAUUUGUGAAAGGUCGACAACUACCUGGCUGUAUUUGUAGCUUUUGGGAGAUAUUUAAGAUGUUUUGGGAGAAAACUGGGAUGGACUUUGUACAGUUCAGUUUUACUGAACUAAAAUUUUGGUCAUCUAGUAUUUUCGUUUUUCAAUAGAACUUUUAGCACACAAAGAUUUAAGCCAUUAGAUUGUGAAUUGUUCUUAGAAUCCUUUUCCUAUCUUUUGUGAAAAUCAAACCUGUCCUUUCACAUGGGAGUGAAUAUACUCUUUCCUAAUUUAUUUCAAAGAGAGUGUCUAAGUGGUAGGUUUUAACAGUGUGAAAUGCAAGAGAACUGGAAUAAACUCAGUUAUAAAAUUGUCAUAUAUAGAUGGAAAAGGCAGUAGGAGGAACAACAGCUCAAGAACUUGAUGGAUUUUCACAUACUGUAGAGGAACAAGUAGUUUUAAGAAUACAUUUUUAAACAUUUUUAUCUUGACUAGAUAAUGUUGAUUUUUUUUUUAGCAUUUUCUACUUUUUAGACAGAAUGUUUGAAACCUGUUCUUAUUAAAGUUAAAAAUAAAGACUAUGAAUUAGAA
Motacilla alba alba is the source of this 2846-nucleotide messenger RNA. It is a transcript of the gene DMC1, whose product is annotated as DNA meiotic recombinase 1. The transcript has 15 exons. Gene Ontology annotation, cellular component: condensed nuclear chromosome; nucleus. Gene Ontology annotation, biological process: mitotic recombination; DNA recombinase assembly; DNA strand invasion. The record is from RefSeq and is a predicted model, not a curated record. Lineage: Eukaryota; Metazoa; Chordata; Aves; Passeriformes; Motacillidae. The coding region runs from base 1193 to 2221 and encodes 342 amino acids. Gene Ontology annotation, molecular function: DNA strand exchange activity; ATP-dependent DNA damage sensor activity; single-stranded DNA binding.